This is a messenger RNA of Castor canadensis (American beaver), 975 nucleotides long. Its product is annotated as olfactory receptor 52I2-like. Gene Ontology annotation, biological process: G protein-coupled receptor signaling pathway. Gene Ontology annotation, cellular component: plasma membrane. Gene Ontology annotation, molecular function: olfactory receptor activity; G protein-coupled receptor activity. The record is from RefSeq and is a predicted model, not a curated record. Lineage: Eukaryota; Metazoa; Chordata; Mammalia; Rodentia; Castoridae.
AUGCUAGGGCUGACGUAUAAUACCACAGUGGAACCCCCUGCCACUUUCUUGCUUGUGGGCAUUCCAGGUUUGCAGUCUUCAUAUCUUUGGCUGGCUAUCUCCCUGAGUGCCAUGUACAUGAUAUCAUUGUUGGGAAACAGCCUUAUCAUGACUGUAAUCUGCAUGGAUUCUACUCUCCAAGAGCCCAUGUAUUGCUUCCUGUGUGUUUUGGCUGCUGUGGACAUUAUUAUGGCCUCCUCUGUGGUACCCAAGAUGGUGAGCAUCUUCUGCUCAGGAGACAGCUCCAUCAGCUUUAAUGCAUGCUUUACUCAGAUGUAUUUUGUCCAUGCAACAACAGCUGUGGAGACAGGGAUGCUGCUGGCUAUGGCUUUUGACCGCUAUGUGGCCAUCUGCAAGCCCCUACACUAUAACAGAAUUCUCACACCUCGAGUUAUGUUGGGAAUGUGUGUGACCAUUGUAUUCAGAGCUGUCAUAUCCAUGAUUCCAUUGAGCUUCAUGGUUAUUCAUCUGUCUUUCUGUGGCUCGAAUGUGGUUCCCCAUUCCUACUGUGAACACAUGGCUGUGGCUAACUUAGCAUGUUCUGACCCCAUGCCCAGCAAUCUCUACAGUUUAAUUUCUUCCUCCAUUAUUGUGGGUUCUGAUGUGUCUUUCAUUGCUGCUUCCUAUAUCUUAAUUCUCAGGUCAGUAUUUGGUCUCUCCUCAAAGAACGCUCAGUGGAAGGCACUAAGUACCUGUGGCUCACAUGUAGGGGUCAUGGCCCUAUAUUAUCUACCUGGAAUUGUGUCUGUGUAUGUAGCCUGGUUAGGGCAGGACACAGUGUCCUUACAUACCCAGGUUCUUUUAGCUGACUUAUACCUGAUCAUUCCACCCACCUUAAACCCCAUCAUUUAUGGUUUUAGGACCAAACAAAUUUGGGAAAGAAUAUGGAGUUUAUUAAUGCACUGCUUCUUUAAUCACUCAAAUCAAGGCUCAUAA